ACGCGACUGUUAGUUACCGCCUGGCGCCUUCUUCUCCCCGGGAAAUCUCUCUCUUCUCUCUCUAGCCAAAACGCAGACGCACAAGCCAUGGAACGCACGAAUUCUCUCCUCCCUCACCUCCUCACCUUUCUCUCUCUUCACCUCCUCCUCUUACUUUUCUCUCCGAUCGCCGCUGCCAAGCUCACGAACCCUCUCGGGCUCGCCAGGUCCAGCUUCCCGUCCGUGCACGCGAAGCAGCUGAUCAGAGCCUUCAAUCUCUUCCCCGAGGAAGACAUCAACAUCAUCGACGGCCCCGAUUCCUCGACCGCUGCCGUCGCCGACGCGCCGAGGCUCGUCGAGAAGCCACUCAGGCUCCCCAACCUCAUUGAAUCCGGAGUCUCCGUCGAGGACCUCGGCCACCAUGCCGGGUACUUCAAGAUCGAGCAUUCUCAUGCCGCCAAGAUGUUCUAUCUCUUCUUCGAGUCUCGCACCAACAAGAAGGACCCUGUUGUUAUUUGGUUGACUGGCGGUCCGGGGUGCAGCAGUGAAUUGGCUGUAUUUUACGAAAAUGGUCCUUUCACUAUUGCAAAUAACUUGUCACUUGUGUGGAACGAGUAUGGCUGGGAUAAGGCAUCUAAUCUUCUGUAUGUUGACCAGCCUAUUGGGACUGGCUUCAGUUAUAGUAGUGACAAACGUGACAUUCGUCACUCUGAAGAUGGUGUUAGUAAUGACCUUUAUGACUUCUUACAGGCCUUCUUUGCCGAGCACCCUGAGUUGGCAAAGAAUGACUUUUUCAUAACUGGAGAAUCAUAUGCUGGACACUAUAUUCCAGCUUUUGCUGCUCGAGUCCACAAAGGAAACAAAGCCAAAGAAGGAAUCCAUAUAAAUUUGAAGGGAUUUGCCAUUGGCAAUGGGCUUACUGAUCCUGCAGUCCAGUAUAAGGCUUACACAGAUUUUGCGUUGGACAAUGGCUUAAUCACAGCAACUGAAUAUAAUCGUAUUAACAAGGUGCUUCCAGUUUGUGAAAUGGCUAUAAAGCUCUGUGGCACUGAUGGUACAGUCUCUUGCAUGGCUUCAUAUUUUGUUUGCAAUACCAUAUUCAGUAGCAUCAUGGCAAAGGCCGGAAACAUAAAUUACUAUGACAUCAGACAGAAGUGUGAGGGGAGCCUUUGCUAUGACUUCUCAAACAUGGAGAAAUUCCUGAACCUGAAGCCUGUUAGAGAGUCACUUGGAGUUGGGGACAUUGAAUUUGUUUCAUGCAGCUCUACAGUGUAUGAAGCCAUGCUGGUGGACUGGAUGAGGAACCUUGAAGUGGGCAUCCCCACUCUUCUCGAGGACGGAAUCCAACUGCUUGUGUAUGCAGGAGAAUAUGAUCUAAUCUGCAACUGGCUUGGUAACUCAAGAUGGGUCCAUGCCAUGGAAUGGUCUGGUCAGAAACAGUUUGUAACUUCUCCGGAAGUUCCUUUUGUUGUCGAUAAUUCAGAAGCAGGAGUUCUCAAGAACCAUGGGCCUCUUAGCUUCCUUAAGGUCCAUGAUGCCGGCCACAUGGUUCCGAUGGACCAGCCCAAGGCUGCACUGGAGAUGUAGAGGUGGACUCGGGGAUCAAUUGCUGAAUCCGCAGGUGAACCAGAAAAACAGGUUGCUCAGAUGUGAUUUUACGCCGCAACAUGAACGGAGUGAAGAGUAUAGGAUGGAUUUCCGUGGUUUCUCAAUGCGCUUGUAAAUAUUUCGCCUGGGCUGGUGAAGCUAAUAGCGUUUCUAGACAAUGCGCUAUGUUUGCUUGCAGUAUCUUAAAAUGCAUAAGAAAGACUGCUUGUGGGCAAAUAUCUGAUUAGUCGUCUUUUAUGGUUGUUCUGUUCAAAGAUUUCGAUAGUUCAUAGUUGAACGUAAUACAUCCUGCAACAGCGAAGUUAUGGAGCUGAAGCGGAUGAAAGCAUUCACCUUUGCACGCAAGGGGAGAUCUUACCAUACAAUAUGCUAUGUUUGCUUACACUGCUUUUAAGAUGAAUAAGAAAGACUGCUUGUCGAUAA
Molecule: messenger RNA, 2010 nt
Organism: Pyrus x bretschneideri (Chinese white pear)
Lineage: Eukaryota; Viridiplantae; Streptophyta; Magnoliopsida; Rosales; Rosaceae
Product: serine carboxypeptidase-like
Biological process (GO): proteolysis
Cellular component (GO): vacuole
Molecular function (GO): serine-type carboxypeptidase activity
Source: RefSeq, a predicted model, not a curated record